CGUAUUCCCGUUUGGGCCAAUGACAGCGCAGGAGGUCGUAAAGCGGUCUCGCGCCGGGUAAAAGGGAUUUGACAGUUGCAAGUCUCAAUCCUUCAGUUGACUUCCUCAGUGGGACAGAGACCAUGGCGGCGGCUGCUACCUGCGGCCAGCACAGCGUUGCGAUUACAGCCGCUGUCAACGGCAAAAAACCGCAUACUAACAGGGAACAUAGUCGGAGGAACAGGGAAAGCUCUCGCCGGAGACAGGCAGCUCUUUUGUUUCUCAAUAACAUCUCUCUGGACGGACGGCCAGUCCAGAGUAAUUCAGCCGAGAAUGGAGGAAGCCGCCACCAAAGAGAGACUGACUUGGAGGGAGCCGACUCCGGCUCUGCGGUGGCGGCAGCGGCUGGGCUGUGCCCGGAGCUGGUUAACAAUAGCAGCUACGGGACAUUCUCCAGUUUGUCAGCGUCCGUGAGCUGCGGGAACGUCAACCCCUCCCCUGCACCGAGGACAGGACUCCUUAACGUACCGCCUAUCCUCGUCCUGCCGUCGGACACGGGGUUCGACGAUGCGGGGAGCGCGGAGGUGCUGCUGGGGUGCCGCAGAGGCUCGUUCCCUUCACCGGGGAACAGCAACCUGCUCUCACCGUCCCCGUCUAACAACAGCCUGAUGCCGUCGCCACUGGGACCGCGGAAGUCUUCGACACUGCUGUCGGUUCAGAGCUGUAACUCGGUGUCCUCGGAGCCGAGACAAAGGACUCGUAACCUCUCUGGUGGUUCUCCCAAACCUCGACACACCAAGAAGAUACACUUCAUCAAAAACAUGAAACAGUACGACACAAGAGGCAGCAGGAUUGUGCUGAUCUGUGCUAAGAGGUCUCUAUGUGCUGCCUUCUCUGUUCUUCCCUACGGAGAGAGCUUCUACCUCAGUGACCCCACAUUAAACCACCCAAGGAGGAGACACUCGUCUGGAAACAUCUCCACCACCCUGGAGAUGCUGCCGGGCCUAGAAGGCUUCCAGUUGGAGACCUAUGGCAGGUCGGUGUCGUACGCCCAGUUCCUGUACCCCACCAACGCUCUGGUGAGGCAGAAGCCUUCGUCAGCCAGUGACCUGACCCUGCAGAUCCCCAUGUCCAGGAGCACACACAGCAUGCCGGGCAGGAGUUAUCCACCUAGCAGGCUGAACAGCACUGUGGGACUGGACCUAGGUGUGGACGAUGUGACCGACUACGACCCUAACCUCCUCAGUGACCACCAGUGGCCUUGUGGGAAACACAAGCGGGUGCUGAUCUUUGCCUCCUACAUGACCACAGUCAUAGAAUACGUCAAACCGUCUGAUCUGAAGAAAGACAUGAACGAGACGUUUAAGGAGAAGUUUCCUCACAUAAAACUCACACUCAGCAAAAUACGCAGUCUGAAGAGAGAGAUGAGAGUAGUUGGGGAGGACUGUGGCCUGCAGCCCGUCACCAUAGCGAUGGCGUUUGUCUACUUUGAGAAGCUGGUGCUGCAAGGUCGACUCAAUAAACAGAACAGGAAGCUGGUGUCAGCUGCCUGCAUCCUAUUGGCUGCUAAGAUCAGCAGUGACCUCAAGAAACAGGAGGUCAAACACCUCAUUGAUAAGCUGGAGGAGCGUUUCAGGAUCAGCAGGAGGGAGCUUAUCACGGUCGAGUUCACCAUUCUGGUUGCCCUGGAGAUGGCGCUCUACCUCCCCGAGAGUAAAGUCAUGCCACAUUACAGACGGCUGGUGCAGCAGCAGCAGUUAUAGCAGUGCCACACCCAUCCCUCCCUCCAGGGACUCGCAGCACCUUCCAGCUCCACACUGUGACGGACGGAUCUUCAUGAUUGCCUGGCUCGGAGACACUGAGGAGUCCUCCUCCUCUCUGCUCUCAACGCAGACACCAAAGUUCAGCCACACUGUGACGGUGGUACGACAGUGGGGCCAGGUGAUGCCUGGCUCAACAGCCCAGAGAGCAACAUCGCUUUCUUUCCUCCCUCAAGCACCAAAGUGACGACACACUGUGAUUGAGGGUUCAGCAGCACCAUGGAAACCACCAGAGGUCAAACCCAUCACAACCCCUCAAAGUCAUGACUCGCUUCGAGAAAACUCUGCACUUAUUUUAACCUUAUUUUCACAUCUUUAGCUGUUAAAAAAAACAAAACAAAACUCAAAACACCAGCUCUCAGGAGAGAUUUUAGUCAUGGAGGCUUAACACAGCUCUUAUUAUUUGUUUGCUGAAACAAACUUGAACUUGUAUGAAGGUUUAGAUAGUUUUGGUUAAAUUGGAGUUUUUGUAAAGCUGUUUAGCAACUUGAAUGCUCCUCUCUAAAAUCCCUGCAGUAUAAUAUGAAAUGUAAUUUAAGGCCCUAAAUUAUGUCGUCUUCUUAUUGCGUUUCAAGCCAUGAAGGGAAAUUGUUUCAGCACAGUGGUGACAGCAGUUCCUUAUGUAGCUCGUGUUCUCGCCGGUGUGGUCUCAUCCUUUUUUCACUGAACAGAUUCAUGUUUGAAUUCCUUCAUUUCAUGACGUCAGCACUUUGCUGUGUGCAGUCCUGACGUCAUAUCAUCAGCUGUUUGUGAACUGUCAGCUGGACUCAGUUUUCAAGGCUUCUGCUCUUUGGUUUGUUGAAGAUAUUUACACUCCCACUCACACGUUUCACGGCCCCUUUUGUCUUCUCUCAUCCUACUUUAAUUUAUCGAGAGAGGGUUCACUGUGUUGCUGUGACAUUUAUCAACAUCAUUCACACACUGAGCUGCUGUCAGAAGCUCCACUGGAGAUAGUUGAGGCGUUUAAGUGCCUUGCCUGAGGGCACCUUAAGUGUAGUUGGUCAGGAAGAAGAGACUUCUGUCCACAAGAGUGUUCCCCCUUGGAUUCUGGGAUUCAAGACAGCAACUUAAUCUUCACUCCUCCUCUGUAUAUUGACCUCCGUCUUGUUCUCCUGUUGUCGUCCUUCCUCCUGAGCAAUCGGCAGUCUGCUGCUCACUCUGGUGGUCACAGGAAAGCAGUGCACCCUUUGUAGAAACACUGAUCAUGAGGGAAAAGCCUUCAAAUCACACUAAAAUGGAGGAAAACAACACUGACGUCAUCGUCUGUGCCGCAGUGACGAGCGUCUUGUGACCACCAAAGGUCUUUUCGGGGAAAUUAGUGUCCUUCUCCAUCCUGUGUUCUCUGAGGUCACAAACACUGUGUCCUAUUGCGAGAGCCCCUGUCCGUUAUGAUCUGCAUUUCAGCGCUGAAAAAUGUUGAAGCAGGUCGACAAAGCCUGACUUCUUCCAACCGCUCCUUCAGAUGUGAGCUGAAAACCACUGGGGACACAAUCGGUGAUUUUAACGUCCCAUAGAGGUGGAUAUUAUGAUGCUGUGUUGAAUUCAGUCCUGCGGCCCAUGAAACACAACUCAGACGUCACAUUACAGCAGAGGCAGGCUGGUUCGGUUGCUGACAUUUUAUAUCAGAGUUCAAAAAUCAGUCGGCAAAUAAGACACAAGUCGAUGAAUUUAAGAUAUCAGCAAAGUCAGUGAAUUAGUUUGUCAUUUGUUCAGGCAAAUAUACCCCAAAUUCACCAAUGCUAGCUCUUCAGAAGUUAAUGUUGCUGGUUUCCUUCAUCUAAUAUGAUAACAAACUAAUUAUCUUUGGGUUUUAUACCUCUUGCGGGAAACAAUUUCAAUGCUUGUUGGACUGGCUGUUGCCAACAUGUUCAGGUGGACUGUAAAGACAUUAUUCGUGUUUAAUAGAAGAAAGUCACAGUGGCUACUGUUUGCACUGUGAAGGAGCGUCAUAACUACCAAAAAGACCUUUCUGUUCAAGAACUACCUGAGAAAAAAAACAACCUGUCACUCAAAUAGCCUAUUAUUUAUUAGUUUUCACUGUAUCAUAAAGCGAUGAACAUUUAACCAAACAGAGGCCUCUAACAGGAUGUUUGUGACUGGUGUUUCUCUGUGUUACAGCAUUUAAGUAAAAAAAAAAAAACCAUGUUACCUGCUUUAUCCAAGAACAUUAAGUAGUUUCUUUUAAAACCUUUGGUUUCAGGCAGCACAAACAUUCUCUGUAGAGCCUCUGAUGUUUUUGCACUUUGCCUUUUUGCUUCACAAUCCUGAAUCUUUAUUUUAUCAUUAAGUAACAAGGGUAAUGAUAUUUUUCUACAUGUGAAGUAUCUUAUUGUACUAUUGUAUAUUGAGAACCGAUUGAGUUACUGAAAUUAAUUUAUUACUAAUAAUCCUCCAGAUGAAGAAUCAUGUUUUAAAUCGUCUGAUUAUCAAACACAGGGAACCCGUACAUGAUGCAAAGCAUCAUCGCACAAGAUAAUUUAGUUGAAAACGAGUUAAGCUUCGGUUUAUAAAAGAAAAAAAUGUGAUUCUUCAUCUUGAGGUUUCCCAUCAAUGCUCUUCUACAGAUGUUAUUUUCGUCUCCUGUGUUAAAGGGACUCUGUUGUACGUUGGAGUCGGGUUCGUCUGUACUUGGACAUUAGAGCAGGAGAGCUGAUGGUGUUUGGACUAGAGUUCUGCUACGUGACCCGAGUGUGUCCAGGUAUCAGCUUUAAGGUUCAGGUUUUGUUCCGUAAAGCUUUAAUAUAUCAAAGAGGGAAACAGUGUGGAGCCAGCAUGUUAACAUAGUUUUCCUGGCACAAACAACGCCUUGGGUCAGGUUCAGCUGGGGCUGGGUAUUGUUCAAAAUUUGUCAAUAUAAGUACUGAUACAGAUAACUUGAUUUCGAUAGAUUUGGUAUCGAAUGACAAGGCGUUUUUCCUCGAUGAUAUCAAACCAAUUCAGUUGGUUCAUAAAAGUUUGACGUUCAAAACACCCAGGCCAAGGUUCAGCCAAGUCAAGUCAAUAUUAUGUGUAUAGCCCAACCCCACAGAUUUGCUUCAGUGGGGUUUACAAUCACACACUGUGUCCUUAGACUGUUAAUUCAAAGAAGAAAACAACUCAGCUGAGUAACCUUUAGAGUGAAAAAAUGAAGACAGUGGUGUUUGAGUCUUUAAGAAACAUGCCAGUGAUUUUUCACGUUAAGUCUAUUUACCACAAAUCAUGAACACUCACCUUCCGUGCGACUAUUGUUUUCCAUUCAUUUCAGUAUGGUAUGAAAAUCAAAACCCAUGAAACUUGUUCACAAUGAACAUCAAGCCUACUGGCUUUUUUUUUAAUAUAAGCUAUGUAACUGUUUUAACACAAUGCAGAUGUUUCACAUCAGUCUGGACUAAGCUGCAUUACCAUGUGACAAUUUAACCCUGAAGGAAACAUAAUGUAGACUCAGUCUUCACUUGUUUGAAGUUGAUUUUUAUACCAUACAGAAAGUAAACUAGCUUGAAAGGAACGAUAAUACACGUUCAGAAUUCUCCAGCACAUGUUGGAAAAUGGUCGGUACAUGUAGAAAUUGUACAUAAUUUGUACUUUCAGAAACGCUGGCAUGGUUCUUUAAAAACGAGUUCAGGUUUUAGUUUUUAGAUCCACGCAGAACUUUAGUUUCAAUGAGUUCAGGUUUUUUGUCUCCUGCUCUGUGGUGAAGAAGAAUCCAUGCUCCACAGUUUGCACUGAGACACUUCAGAGAAGAGUCGUAUAUUGAAACUGUUCCUGAAAGGAAAAAUAUACUAUGGAAAUAAACAUUCCUGUAAGGACAGUAAACGAAGCACUUCAGCAGACGACAUGAUAGAUAUAAGACUCUGCUUGAGAGUAGAAAUGGCGCACGAUCUUCCAAAGUCGUAUUCUCUACAUUAGAGAUUUGUGAUAUUGAUUCUAUGCAGCUUUUAUUCUGUCAGCUGACCUUCAUCCUCCUCCUCCUCAGUGCGUUUACCUUUAAUGUGCCACAGUGUUAAUUCUUACCUGACACUCCUUUAUUUAAACCUCACAUGCACAUGUUGUUUUUAGGUUUUGUAUCAAGUGAUUGUUAUUUUAUUGUUCUUUGAGCACUGUAAAGGCUGUAAAGGGAAAUAUUUACCAAGUGUUUGUCUUCCAUUUAUAAUUAUUGUUGUAAUUAUUGUUUUUUCAUUUAAGUUAAUUCGAUUUUUGUAUUGUGUUUUUGUUUGUUUGGUUUUUUUUUAAUCGACAACAUAGACCAGCAACGUUGCAGUCAAGGCAUCACAUGGCAUAAUUCUGUGUUAAUAUUAUUUAUGUUGUUUUGGGUUCAGUUCUUGUUGCCACAUUUGUUUUGAACACAUGUAGUGAUGCUGAUGGAAAACCAGACAUUAAUGUCAUGUUGUAUGGGUUUAACUUGUUAAUAUAUUUUGUAGCAUGAAGUUCAUCUUCAGCGAUAUCAACCAGUGUCUUGCAGUGUCUGGUUGUAGCUACAGUGUAAACAGCUGUAGUGACUCACACUGCAGGACAGGUGGAUAUUCAGGAUUGGAGGAGAAGCAGAUGAAAGUAUUUAUAGAAAUAUUUUGUAAAAGAUAAAGACCAUAUACUGUUUAAACUGCCAAUGUUCAAUUCAUGUCAAAUUUAUUUUCAUUAAAAAUAUGUAAUUUACUGCU
Seriola aureovittata is the source of this 6433-nucleotide messenger RNA. RefSeq names its product Cdk5 and Abl enzyme substrate 2b (gene cables2b). The coding region runs from base 123 to 1742 and encodes 539 amino acids. The transcript is spliced from 10 exons. The record is from RefSeq and is a predicted model, not a curated record. NCBI's taxonomy places the organism in Eukaryota, Metazoa, Chordata, Actinopteri, Carangiformes, Carangidae. Gene Ontology annotation, biological process: regulation of cell cycle.